Cariama cristata (Red-legged seriema) is the source of this 423-nucleotide messenger RNA. RefSeq names its product elongation of very long chain fatty acids protein 7-like. Gene Ontology annotation, cellular component: endoplasmic reticulum membrane. Gene Ontology annotation, biological process: fatty acid elongation, polyunsaturated fatty acid; fatty acid elongation, saturated fatty acid; sphingolipid biosynthetic process. The transcript has 2 exons. NCBI's taxonomy places the organism in Eukaryota, Metazoa, Chordata, Aves, Cariamiformes, Cariamidae. The record is from RefSeq and is a predicted model, not a curated record. The annotation marks the transcript as partial. Gene Ontology annotation, molecular function: fatty acid elongase activity.
UUCACAUGUGGUGCUCUGUUAGCCCUCUCUAUGCUUUUUCCAUUCUGUUUCCUGAAAAUCUUUUCCAAAACACUUUACUGGCCUUUAUUUUAUUAAUUACAAAAAUCCAUAUUUCUGUUUUGGUUUGUUUCCCUGCAGGCAGCAUCAUAAAAUCUUAAUCAAGUGAAAAUGGCCUUUAGCAAUCUGACAUCAAAGGCUGUACUACUGUAUGAUGAAUGGAUUAAAGAUGCUGAUCCAAGACUGGAAGGCUGGCCACUCAUGUCAUCACCUUUUCCAACAACCUUUAUCAUUGGAACCUACAUUUAUUUUGUCACUUCCUUGGGACCCAAACUCAUGGAAAAUAAAAAACCUUUUGAACUCAGGCAGAUAAUGGCAUUUUAUAAUUUUAGUGUGGUAGCCCUCUCUUUAUAUAUGACUUACGAA